CUUUUUCAAAUUAUAUAUAUAGUUUUCUCUAUUUCCUGACACAUCCUCUGACAUCAAUUUUGACCUAUGUAAUGUCUCGCAGUUUCUAACCACAGACAACAGGAUGCAGCGAUACAGCGAGACAGCACAGGGCUCUGACGCGAGGCUUGGACAUCACAUCACUGCACAUCCCCUCCUUGCUUCUCUCUCACGUCUUGUAACAUGCUGGCCACUGUGACCGUCCUAACUCUCAUCUUCAAAGCUGGAGGAUCUGCUCUCUUCCAGACGCCGCCCUUCCUGAGCGCUGCAGUCGGCAGCGCGGUCAAUCUCUCCUGCAACAUCGAAGGCAUCACGGGACUCUGCUACCAGGUCGUCUGGUACAAAGUGGGCGCGAAGAACGAGCCCGCGCUGGUGAGCUUGCAGACCACCUCCCGUCAGAGUCCUGUCAGCAGCGCGGCUGGGGGUAAAAGCUGCUACAUGGAACUGUCCGCGCUGAAAAUGAGUGAUUCUGCGACCUAUUACUGCGCCCACAGCUCCGACAGCAUGCUCUUUCUGGGUAACGGAUCCACGCUGGUCGUCACAGAGCGCUCUCCCGGCCCCGCUUCAAUGGUUUUCCUCUCUCAGCCCGACUCGGACUCCAGCGCCUCCGCCGCACUCGUGUGUUUGCUCUACGGACCCGUCUCCGCUCAGACCCGCCUCUACUGGAACGUCUCCGGCCGCGUCGACCCGGGACUGAGCGACUCCGGCUCUCUGAACUCCUCCGAGUCCGACGGGUCUCAAUCCUUCUUCCUCAGGAACCAGAUUUCGGUUGCCGCUGAUGUGUGGAGCCGCGGAGCCCCGUGUACCUGCGUGGCGGAGACGGAGGCCGGGGUCCGAAUCAGCAGAACUAUCCAGAAGAGGAAUACAGACGGAGCUGGCACUUGGUUUUGGGUCUGUGUGAUUUUGACGGUAGUUUCCCUGCUUCUCGCAGCGUGUGUAAUUACAUUAGCGGUGGCGCUGCGUCGACAGAGGAGAGACACGGGAAACUAUAGAGGAAGGAGAGAGCCACAUGGUUCAAAAUCAGAGGUGGUGGAGGUUCAGUACGCAAGCCUGCAGCUUGACCAACAGAGAUCGAGACGCAGCUACCGGUGAAAUUCAACUGUAACCACGUGGAUGUCUAGAGCAGAGGAUCCAUUAACAUCGUUUAAAUCUGCACGUUCGACACCAUUAUUACCAGAGCUGUGUUUCAAGAUGGUUCAGGAUGAUUAAGCCGAAUAUUUAUUAAAGUAAUAAUAAUAAUAAUAAUAAUAAUAAUAAUAAUAAUAAUAAUAAUAAUAAUAAUAAUAAUAAUAACAUUGUCAUCUUCAAAAUUGUUGAAAUGCUUACUUGAAAAAGAAAAAACAGGAAAUGCUAAAUUGUACAUAAUUUAUUUAUUUAUUUUUUGUAUUUGUCCAGUUUUUAAAGUGUGUUUUGUUUUCAGCAGCAGUGAAUUG
Molecule: messenger RNA, 1451 nt
Organism: Acipenser ruthenus (sterlet)
Lineage: Eukaryota; Metazoa; Chordata; Actinopteri; Acipenseriformes; Acipenseridae
Product: immunoglobulin alpha-2 heavy chain-like
Exons: 6
Coding region: 202-1110 (302 amino acids)
Biological process (GO): response to bacterium
Source: RefSeq, a predicted model, not a curated record